Cajanus cajan (pigeon pea) is the source of this 3260-nucleotide messenger RNA. Its product is annotated as katanin p80 WD40 repeat-containing subunit B1 homolog KTN80.1. Gene Ontology annotation, molecular function: microtubule binding. Gene Ontology annotation, cellular component: katanin complex. Gene Ontology annotation, biological process: microtubule severing; microtubule depolymerization. NCBI's taxonomy places the organism in Eukaryota, Viridiplantae, Streptophyta, Magnoliopsida, Fabales, Fabaceae. The record is from RefSeq and is a predicted model, not a curated record.
AUAAAAAAUGUUUCUUUCUGACUGUUGAAUCUGAUUUGUUCUUCAUCUUUGUUUGUUGGCUUGUUGAGAGCAGUUCCACUUCUAAAACUGAAACAAAAAACUUCACUUUCUGUUUCCAUUUUCCACCCAAAACACCUUCUCAACAAAACAACCUUACCCAACUCAUCAUUUGCUUCGUUUGUGGGGAAAGGAACUUCAUUUCUGCUCCAGAAGCUGCUUUUGCAGUUUCCCACUAAUGGCAAAGUCAGGAUACAAACUACAGGAAUUUGCAGCCCAUUCAGGGAAUGUAAACUGUUUAAAAAUUGGAAGGAAGGCUAGACGCCUUUUCGUUACAGGAGGGGAUGAUCACAAUGUCAAUCUAUGGAUGAUUGGGAAACCAACUUCUUUAAUGAGUUUAUGUGGUCACACUAGUUCAGUAGAAUCUGUGGCUUUUGACUCAGCAGAAGUAUUGGUUCUUUCUGGAGCAUCAUCAGGGGUAAUAAAGCUUUGGGAUUUGGAAGAAGCAAAGAUGGUUCGCACUCUUAAUGGACACAGAUCUAAUUGCACUGCUGUUGAGUUUCAUCCAUUUGGUGAACUUUUUGUAUCUGGCUCUUCGGACGCUAAUCUAAAGAUUUGGGAUAUCCGAAAAAAAGGAUGCAUUCAUACAUACAAGGGUCAUAGCCAGGGCAUCAGUACUAUCAAAUUCAGUCCAGAUGGUCGUUGGGUUGUUUCUGGUGGAUUUGAUAAUAGUGUGAAGGUCUGGGAUCUAACAGGAGGAAAGCUCUUGCAUGACUUCAAGUUCCAUGAAGGACACAUUAGGUCCAUAGAUUUCCAUCCUCUUGAGUUUCUUCUGGCUACAGGUUCAGCAUACAGAACAGUGAAAUUUUGGGAUUUAGAAACCUUUGAACUGAUUGGAUCUACCAGAUAUGAGGUUGCAGGAGUACGCUCAAUAGCUUUUCAUCCUGAUGGACGGACCCUAUUUGCUGGACUUGAGGAUAGUUUAAAGGUGUAUUCAUGGGAACCUGUUAUAUGUCAUGAUGCUGUUGACAUGGAAUGGAUAACGCUUGGUGACCUAUGUAUUCAUGAUGGGAAGCUUUUGGGUUGCUCAUUCUACAGUAAUUCUGUUGGAGUAUGGGUGUCAGAUAUUUCGCUUAUUGAGCCAUAUAGUGGCAGUUUGGAAUCCGAAAGAAAAGAAAGCUCAGAGCAGAAACUUAGUCUCCAGGGAAGACAAAUGGAGAAAGUAGAAGCUGGUGUGGGACCAACUUUUGGGUUGUGCAGUAUGUCUCCUGACAAUGAGUCAAAAGAGAUAAAGAAUAUAUAUAUAGACUCUUCUGGAGGGAGUCCUGAUACCUUACCGAGAUCCAGGUCUUAUAAUUCUCCAAAAGUAGAUCUUCCUGAGGAUUCCAAAGAGAUGCUAAACUGGAGUCCUGCAACAGGAGUUCGUGCAAAAUCAAAUGAACAAGCACUUAAAAAGUCACACAUUGCAUCAAACUUACCCGGGGGCAUUCUCAAUGGAAAGGAGUCAGCAACCUUUUCGAAUUCAAAACCUGGGAUGUUGCUUAAGCAAUCUCAUGUUCAGGGAGUAUCCACAAACACAUUUGAUGUUGAUGAGUUUUCAUCAGAUUUGGAUUCUGGAACAUUUUGUGAUACUAUAAGCAAAUCCGACCGGGCAAACUUUCAAAUGAAGCAUGGACCCCAGAAUGAAGUGAGAGAAUCUAUUGAGGAUGAACAUGCUAUCAAGAGUGUCACAGAGAAGCUUGAGAAAACUUUAACACCAGACAGAUUUUCUGAACAAGAGAAAUGUAAUCAAUCAUUUCCUUACAGCAAAGAGAGUAGUCCAGUUAAAUAUAUCAAUGGAGCAGUUGCUGUUUUACCAGGAAGGACCCGUUCAUUGGUUGAGAGGUUUGAAAGAAGGGAAAAAACUCCCACCAAUGAGGAUCAAGCUAAUGCAACCCCCAUCACAAUAUUUGCAAAUAGGGGAAAUUUUGUCAAAGAAGAUCAGACUAAGACAUCCCCCAUCACCACCAUGACAUCUGAGAAAGAGGAAAGAAUUCCUUUCAGUGAAGAUCAAAACAAUAUGUCUACUGUUCCCAACACAACCAGCGAAACUGAUAAGUCUACCAACUUCCUGAAAGUUGAGCUUCAAGAUUUUGGAGGGGAUUCAAACUCCGCAAAUGAAGGAGAAAUAAUUGAAGGUCUGAUGCAAACUCAUGAUGUGACAUUAAGUAAUCUCCGUUCCCGUUUGACAAAAUUACAGGUUGUACGACAUUUUUGGGAGCGGAAUGAUAGCAAAGGUGCCGUCGGUGCCUUGAGAAAGCUGCCUGAUCAAUCUGUUCAAGCUGAUGUUGUCAGUGUCCUUGUUGAGAAGACCGAGAUUCUCACCUUAGAUUUAUUUUCUUGCUUACUUCCUGUGCUCGUAGGUUUGCUGGAUAGCAAGAUUGAAAGACAUGUGAAGGUGUCAUUGGAUAUGCUGCUGAAGCUUGUAGCAGUUUUUGGUCCAACAAUACGAUCAACCAUUUCGGCACCUCCCUCAAUUGGCGUUGAUCUACAUGCAGAGCAAAGGCGAGAAUGCUCCAAUCAGUGCUUUAUGCAACUGCAGAAGAUCCGGAUGAUUCUUCCGAUAAUAAUACGGAGGGGUGGCUUAUUGGCCAAGUCUGCCCAAGAGCUAAAUUUAGUUCUUCAACAACCCUAACUAAGGUGCUAUUUUAUGAACUUCAGCCAACUUAUGAAUGAGUAACUUGGCUUAACUUAUUCAUUAGCAGGAUUAUAUACAAUACAUGAAACCUUCAUGUUGGACUUUUUCAUCCACAAUCAACAACUUUGUUUUGAUGAUUUGUGCUAGUGGCCGUUGUCAUCGGCUUAGUUAAUGGCAGGGAAUUAUAACAAACGAGAUGUGUGAGAUAUCUGAAUAAAUUAUUUGAUCUUGUGUUUAGAUGCUUGAAGGUGGAAGCAGCCAUCUAAGUAUCUUGCUUGGUCUUCAACUGUUCCCAAGGCUUGUAUUCCUAACACAUAACUUGUGCUGGUCUUGGACUGUAUGUUUUGUUUUUCUUCAAUUUGUUCCUUUUGCUUAUUUCUGAUACUGAACCCUGCAUGUUUACUCAACUGGGGUUUGGUGCCAAAUGAGUAAAUGUAUCAGUUUGCUGUAUUUAGUAGUUGUGCAAAAUUCCUUGUAUAUGCUACAUCCACUGAAAUGUAUCUUUGUUUUUGGAUCAAAGUACUCGAGCUUUUUGUUAAAAAAUGGAGUGAUCAGAACCUAUUAAUAUAAUGAUGUUCACGGUACA